UUUCAGUACGCAGCUCACGCGGUCCGAUGUACGCGCUACUUUCAGCCUACGUGCACACGGAGGGGAAAAUCAUGAGUGUUAUCAUACGUAUCGCGAUACUUAGCUACUUAUUUGCCAUAAACGUUCUAAUCAGCACAGGUUGUCCGCACGAGGCAGAGAACUCUAAGGCGGUAUACAAGACGGGUGGCAUAGCAGACCUCAACCAGCCCAUAACGCUAGCAACUAUUAAGAGGAAGCUCAAUGACAGCGGUGUGUUUGACGCUGACAAUGUGUCUCUGACUGCGACAGAACAGAAGGAGUUGGCCAAGCUGUUUGAGGCUAUUGAGAUUAUGGCAACUACUCGAAAUCGGCAGCCGUCUGCAGCUCAGAACGCGUAUUCCUCACUGCGAUUAGUUGAGAGAGCAGUCAAGAAAUCUCUCAAGGAGGGACAAAUAUCAGAGUCCCUAGCGGGGAAGUUUGACUGGGACAAGCUAAGCGAUAUAUCUAAAAGACAACGUCGCGACAAGCCCGCUUACUAUUUGAACACCACUACAAAUAUGAGAGUGUUCAACACUGAAUAGAGCACAAAAAUCAUUAUUAUUAUUACAGGUAUUGUCUAAUACCUACGGCUAUGAUUUUACUACUUUAGCUUAUUUUUU
Molecule: messenger RNA, 638 nt
Organism: Aricia agestis (brown argus)
Lineage: Eukaryota; Metazoa; Arthropoda; Insecta; Lepidoptera; Lycaenidae
Exons: 5
Coding region: 27-560 (177 amino acids)
Source: RefSeq, a predicted model, not a curated record